Messenger RNA from Solea solea (common sole), 10647 nucleotides. RefSeq names its product potassium voltage-gated channel subfamily S member 2-like. The coding region runs from base 7352 to 8791 and encodes 479 amino acids. Gene Ontology annotation, biological process: protein homooligomerization; potassium ion transmembrane transport; regulation of delayed rectifier potassium channel activity. The record is from RefSeq and is a predicted model, not a curated record. Lineage: Eukaryota; Metazoa; Chordata; Actinopteri; Pleuronectiformes; Soleidae. Gene Ontology annotation, cellular component: membrane; voltage-gated potassium channel complex. The transcript has 2 exons. Gene Ontology annotation, molecular function: voltage-gated potassium channel activity; protein binding.
ACACAAACCUCAGUUGGAUGGAAAAUGGGUGUAAUGUGCUGUUAAUAUGUCUAUAUUUCAAUUUUUGACAAUCAAAGCUGGAAUCAGCCACUUUAUAUUCACGCUGCUCCUUUUUUGUCUGCGCUUUGUCCUGAGUCAGCCUGCGUUCCCUGCCGUCAUAAUCAAGACCCAUUCGAUGUUAUUAAUGUAAUGUAAAAUGUAGAGGUGAGUAAAUGCACGUUUUAUUCUGCAUGUUUUCACAUUUCUGUGGAUCUCUCAGGAGACAUGCUGGCCCAUCCAUCCUUGCUGACAGAUGUUCAGAGACGGCUUUGACUGACAGAUUUUGUCCUUGAGAUGGGUCUGGGCUGCUUUCCCUAGCGUGAAAAGAAUCCCCCAGAGAUAUACUUCACCCUGAUGUUUUCAGUCAGAGACGACGAUCUGAACCUUCACCUCCAAGGGGGAAGAAUCUCGGAGCAUUGAGGCAAGGAAAUAUUAGUAAAGAGUGAAAGAGACAGAUGACAUUCUAAAGAGUUGAUAUUGAAUGUUAAGAGAGACAGAUAAAGAUAGCAAGGGAGUGGGAAAGAAAGCAAAGGAAGGAGAGAGAAUUUGAAAGGCAGCCAAGCGAAAGAUAGGGAGCUGCAGAUUUAGUCAACACAAAAAAACUCCUACACGCUCUCACUUGAGCCCGUACCUUAGGCUCUGAAGCAGAGAGGAGAAAGAGUGAAAUCAUACCAUCUUCUUACUGUCUUUUCUUUUCUCUUGUCAUUGUCUCUCCUCUAACCACUCUUUGUCAGCCCUUUCUCUCUGUCUCUGCCAUAGUCACUGAAAGUCAUAAUUCCCUCUGGGAGAAAUGGGUUGUAUGAUAAUGAGUUAUGAUAUGAUUAUGGGCUAUUCAAUUUGAAAACUUAGACUUUAAAUUCAAAACCUUCGCUUAUUCUGCCUGCUGCAUUUAACCUGUAUAUUGUACUAAAAGGUUUCUAUGGAAAUCAACCUUAACUGAAAUAUAUAGCAUCCAGGCACCAGAGCUUCCGUUUCCAAUUGAAUUAAAUGCCAUUUGAUAUUAUAUUAAUUCUACAGUAUGGGCAAAUGCAGUAGUUAUUUCCCAUGAGUUGAAUUCAGCCCAGUCCAUAUAUCAUUUCAAUCCUUAGGACAUUUUUAUUUCCUUUAUCUCUUGUGCAACGGUCAGGGCUGGCAGGCAACAAUAAGACUGUCAAUUAUUUUGAGAUAAGAUUUAUACAGAGGUUCCACAAAAAAGUCUCCAUCAAAAGAUAUGAGAUGAGAAUGAAAGCAGACCAAGAAUUUAAAUUUAAAGGGUUAUUUGACAUGCAGAAUAAAACUACAAAGACAAAACUAACCAGCAAUGCAAAAGCCAAGGACUAACUUUAGAUGUUUGAUGAACAGCAGUUAAGCAGAAAAGACAUCUUUUUUUUUUUUAUUUAUUUUUUUGUUUAGACAACUCUAUCAAAAACCAGUAUCACUGUCAAUACACUCACCCUAAAUUAAAAAAUGUAAUUCUGUAUCACAGAGAUUCCCAAAGUGCUUGACAGUUCUGCAGGUGGGAUAUAAAAGGUCAUGUUUCUAAUUUUUUUUUGACCGUUAGUGCACCUGCAGCAUGGAUCUGUGCCAUAAGUGCACCCACGGUAAUUUGCAGUGGGAAUAAUACACAAAUCCUUAAAUGGACAUUCUAGGUGUGUUUAUAGGUCAACAGGUGAACUUUUUAGUUACCCUCAAUAUCACCAUUUUGUAUUUAUUUACAUUUAUCUACAUUUAUUAUGUAGAAAACCUAUGAUGAGCUUUGCUAAAGAUGUAGUUUUUAAAGGUUUUUGCUUGUGGUGUCUUUUUGACAUUUUUUGUGUGUGAAUAGUUUGCAGCUGUAUUUUGUGCAUUCAUUUGCCAAAUUCUCAAAUAUUUAUGAGGGGAAAAGGUUAGUAUUAAUUGUGCUAUAAAAUAUUGUUGUUUGUUUUUCCUAUUGUGUCCUGUCAGUCAUCUCACAAUCCUUCAGGUUUAUAUUGUAGCCCAUGGUGUUUAACUAAUGUUAUAAAAAUCUUCUAGGCUUGACUAGUUACUACCACUUAAGCAUCACUGCUUAUAUAAAAAACAAUAUUUCAACUGUUUUUUAUAUUGAAUUUUACCUCAUAACAAUAAUAAUAAUAAUAAUAAUAAUACACAAUGUGACAGUAACAUUAAAAAAACACAAGGACAAACAUAACAAAACAGAAAAUAUAAAUAAUAAAUACAAUAAGAGAAAAGGAGGGGGGUUGUGAUGGCCUUAGCCAGUCACACUGGUACGUGGAAGGCUUUCAAAAUAAUCCAGGAAGGGUUACCAUGUCUUUGCAAUAUUUUGCAGCAGAGCCCAGGCUAUGGUAUUGUAGUUCCUCCAGUUUUAAAUGUGCUGUGAAUUCUCUGAUCCACCCAGCAUGUGAGGGUGGGGCCCGGUCCUUCCACUUAAACAGAAUGAGCCGAUGGGCUUUAAGAGAAGCAAAUGCAAGGGAAUUAGAUUGAGAGUUUGAAAGGGGUGUUCCAUCAGGGGCUAAUCCGAACAGAGCAGCUAUAGGAUUAAGUGGAAUAUUACGGGAAUACAUACAUGAAAGGCUAUCAAAUAUAGUAGACCCAAAUGGAAUAAUUGUACGACAGGAGAAAAACGUUUUUUUCCUGAUUAUAUUUCUUUACCUAUCAUGACAGAUGUUUACAUUAAUGUAUUCAAAAGCAAGGUCUGCUAUCAAUAAUAAAGCAGGUUUUAAGGAUACUUGUGGAGGAAUAAGCUUUGAGGAAUGUUUCCUCCUCCACAAAGCAGCAGCAUUAAACUCAACCAUGUGGGAGAAGAAUGAAUCAAAAGCUGUGCAGUUUAGUGAAAAGCAGAACGUGAAUAAUCUGAAGAUGACAGUCUGGUAAACACGAGUACUUCAGAGUCUCAGUAAUCCUGAACAAACAUCAAGAGCCUCUGUACCGACGCUAAUGAAAUCUGAGGAGGGGUCUGUGUUUGUGUGUGUGUUCUUGUAUGUGUGGCUUUAUUAAGACCAAAAACAGUAUGAACCACACGGUGUGAGGACAUUUUGGCAACAUGAGGACAUCUUGGCUGGUCCUCGCAUCUUUCAAAGGGCUUUUGGGGGACCUGGUGUUAGUGUAAGGGUUGGAAUUGGAGGAUUUAGGUUAGGGUUAGGCAUUUAGUUUUGAUGGUUAAGGUAAGGAACUAGGGAAUACAUAUGAGUGUCCACACAAAGAAUGCAGAACUGUGUGUGUGCAUGCGUGUGCACAGAGAUACCAUUUGUGACUGAUGGAGCUUGCAGAAUGAGGAGGCACCAAUUAUUUUUCAGCAAAAUCUGAUAUCCUGUGAGCGUUUCCUAGCAAGUAAACAAUAAAAUCUGACUGUCGUAAUCCCAAGAGCUUUGCCAUUUGACUGUCAUCUAAAUGUGCCAGUGCAAGCAAGUUGCCGUGAGGAUUUAUAUGACGAGAAAUAAUCAGAAUGAUCCAAAUCACAAUGAGAAUAGGCUGAUACCUAGACAUUCAAUAAAACCCUGCUGGAUGAGAGAAAAGACCAAAUAGGAUUAUAAUUGUAGCACAACAUCCCCACAGUAGCCAUAUAUUGGUCCCAUAAGUGAAGGCCAUUAACUGGCGUGUACAGUAAUUUCACAAAAUUGCAAUCAGCAGAGUGGGGUUAUGUGUGUUGUCAAGGCUCUUAAUAAGCAUCCAAAAUCCUACACAUCUGUCAUAAUCUCUAGUAGCCUACAGCCAUACUGGGUGUACCUGGUGAGGUUUUAAAUCCCUAAAAGCAUGCAAAUAACAUGUCCUCUCAAUGUGAGUGAAUGCAGUUUCAUAAAAGCCAAUCUGUACAGGGAAUUCAGUGCUCAUUUUAGCUGCCAUUGUAGGGAGCAAAAAAAGGCAUGAUGAUAUAUGAAUUAGCUGGCUGUAUAGGGAGGAAAAAAAUCUUCCAAUGACCCUGUAAAGGAGUAAACAGUCCCAGUGCUGUGUGGAGCCUAUGGCUAUAUUUCCAGCAACAGCAAGUGUGGAAAUGCUUCCUAAAUGCCUUGAAGAGGACGGCCAGUAAAUGACAUCAAUGUGUGGAGAGACUGAAAUGACGGCGCGGCAGCCUGAGGGAACAAUAACUGCCAUUAAGGCCUUCAUUUUAAAUCUUCCCAUUCAAUUUCAUGAGGUGACAGUGCUGUAAACUUUAUCAUGGCCACUUAAACAGUGUGUAUUGUAACUAACAAAUAGGCCACAUGUGUACUUUUCAGAGGACACAUUGCACAAACAAGAGAGCACUGAUGGUUUCCCCAGUGCAACAACACUAUACAUUAGCCUUGACGACUUCAUAGUGUAAUCAACGAUUUACCUGCUUCUUGCCUGCUGUCAAGGAGCCCAGUGUUGGUGCACUAAAAACACACAGACCUAAGAGAGAAUUUAUGUAAGGCAGCUUUUGCCUGCAAACGUUAUGCUCUUCAUUAGACACAUCAGAACACAUGAGACAAAACACUUCAUCAGUAAAAGUGAGGCUGUGCUGCAAGGUGGCCUCUCUAACAAUGGCAUUCUCUUCUGCCAGACAGGGCCGUUUAUGAUGUCACCGCUGAAUUGAUAAUAUUAACCCAAGUGAAUGCAGGUGCUGGAGGUUAUUAUGUUGAUGAUACUCAUACAGGUUUUUAUCUUUUCGUAGAUCAAACAUGAUAUUUCCACACAUGCUCUGCAGAGAAAACUGACGAGACAGUGGCAUGAGUUUGAAUGUCAUAGGCUAAUUCUAUUGAUCCAAGCUGCAUGAGGAGUGAAUGUGUUUGAUCAAUGACCAACAAGGCAGCAAUCAAUUGUAACCUUGGCAUCACAUAAUUUAAUGCAGCUGUGUGUGUGUUUUUUAAAACUGCAUUUGACUCAUAAUCUUGGGACAUUGUUAAUUAUGGUGCGUCUCUGGUGCGUCUCUGGUGCCAAAUGUGAUUCAAGGUACAUAUUUUGGGUGUGGUGACAUCAACAUUUAUAAAGGUCAUUUUAUUUAAUUGGUAGUUGAACUGUAUCCCUACAGAGUCUUUUUGAAGUCUGUCUCCUAUAAACCCUUGCACUCCAUACAACAGUAUAUACAUAUGUAUAUACAUAUGUAUAUAUCACUGCACCCAAAGUCUCUUUUGUUAAAUAAUUUUUCCAUUAAUAGUAUGUCUCUUUAAUAAAAUUGUGAUCUUAAAGUGAUAGUUUUGUUUUGAAAACAUGGCUGCCAAUGAGGACACAGGGAAAUUUCAUUUUUGUGACUUAAUAUACGGAAGUCUAAUCUGAUUAAAAGAGUAUGCCUGCUUAAGUUUAUGAUAUCUUUAGAGCUGCAACUAAUGAUUAUUUUCAUAAUCGUUCAAUUUGUUGAUUAUUUUCUCGAUUAAUCAUUUGGUCCAUAAAAUAUCAGAAAACCUUGAAAAAGUGUUCGUCAAACCGGGAAAUGAUGAUGUUCUCAAAUGUCUUGUUUUGUCCACAAACCAAAAUGACUAACUUUUAAUGAUUUCUUUGUUAUCAAGAGCAAAGAAAUGAAGAAAAUAUUCACAUUUAAGAAGCUUAAGCAAUCGGAAAUCUAGUUUUAGUCAUGGAAAAAGUUUCAAACCGAUUAAUCGAUUAUCAAAAUAGUUGUCGAUUAAUUUAGUAAAUGAAUAAUAAUCGAUUCAUCGAUUAAUUGUUUCAGCUCUAGAUAUCUUAAUGUGUGCUACGUGUUCUUGCCAUUUUCUCCCCAUCACCAAGGUGACACAAGUCGUGUCACUCUAAAACUAUAAUCACUUCAUUAUGGCACAGAGAGGUUGUUGGUCCACUGCUGCCUCCAUUAGGUUUACAUGUAUUAUGUUGUAACUAAUGUGUUUAAAAUCCUUUGUCCAGUUAGUGACACAAACUGACCAAACAGGGCAGCAGCUGACAGCUCCCGUGUCUCUGCAAGCUAAAAAUUGAUUUUUCUGCUUAUUUAUCUAUGGACUUUGGUGCAGGAGACUGAGCCGUUUACAAACUUACAUUUCUCAUCAGAAAAGGCGGUCCAAUGGGGGAGAAAGUGGGAAACAUAUUCAUAAAACACAGUAGACUCAAGCCAGAUUUGUCAUUUCCACUUCCACCACUCCAGAAAUCAAAAUGGAAAGCCCAAUAUUAUGGAUGCUUUCUGCAUUAAGCUUUUUCCUCUCCAUAUAUGCUCAUUAUAGAGAAGUGCGUCUGUAAGAAACAAAUAUCCACAGGCAGCAGGGUUUCGGAUUUGAUUUUUGGAGAGGUAAAAGCGGACAUUUCUAGUUUCUAGUGGUGAUUCAUCUCCAUUUUAGGGCAUUCAGCCAUUUAAUUUUUCUCUAUAAUGAACAUCUAACAAGAGGCAAAAGCUUAAUUCAGACAGCAUCCAUAUUGGGGUUUCUGUUUUGAUUUUUGGAGAGGUGAACGUGGACAUAGCUAGAGAUGUUUGUGCGAAAUCUAGCGGUGAUUCAUCUUUGUUUUUUUAAUGAAGACAGCAUCCAUAAUGUUGGGUUUUCUGUUCUGAUUUUGGAAGAGCGGAGUGUGGGCAUGACUAGAAGUGUCCAUGAGAAAUUUGAUGAUGAUUGAUCGCUACUUUCAGUUAAGCUUUUUCACAUUAAGUGUUUUUAGAUUUCCCCCAGAUUUUCACUAGAUUCUACUGGCUGAGACAUUUGUUAAGUGGCUAAAGGAAAGUAAGUGUCUCGGUUUUGACAAUGUAUUAGAACCUCAUUCAUCCACACUACACCUAUAACCUGUACUAGCUCAUUAAUAGUCCUUACUGAAUGCGACAUGACAUCUCUUUAAUAUAGAUCUAAUUAGCUCAUUGUGCUUAAAAAUAAGUCAUUAUCAUACAACGACAUCGGAAAUCUCAUCCUCUGCCUGGAUGCUUUCUGUGUGGUCGUUACUUGGUGACCUCUCCUCCCGGAGCUGCGCCUCGCCCCUCAGCGGCAGCAUGAGAUGAUGCUGCUGAGAUCACUUUAGGAAGGCGGUGCAGAGAGAGAAAUAGAGAGAGAGAGCUACGUGUUGCUGCGCAGCAACAGAGAGAGAGAGGAAUUCCCUCGCACAAACAAAAGCGGCCGUCAGGGCGUGUAUCAGUCUUUACAGCUGAUACCUGUGGAUGAAUAACGUGUAAACCUCCCGCUGGAUGCAGGAUGUAAGAACCACCGCGCGUCAACAAGCCUUCGAAGAGGUUUUUUUCUCUUAAUUUCUGGAAACAAUGUCAUGUUUGAGCUCUCGUAGACGAGGCUCACGUCUCCUCUGCUGAAGAUGUGAAGGAACAACCUGACAGACGCGCCUGUCUGGACUCCAGGGGAUGACUCUGCCUUUUAUCAUGAGACUCAACUGCCCCCAACCACGCAACACUAAAUUGGAAUAUGGCAUCAGCCAAGUUGAAACGCAGACUCUUCUUCUAGGAGGAUUCGUUGAGCUUUAAAACAUGACUGGUCAGCUGUUGGGGGAACUGGGCAGCGGGGCUCACAUGGACGACAACGCCGCCAUCCGCAUUAACGUAGGCGGCUUCAAAAAGCGUCUCCAGUCCGACACUCUCUCCCGGUUCCCUGAGACUAGACUUGCGCGUCUCCUCCACUGUCAAUCCAAAGAAUCCAUACUGGAGCUGUGCGACGACUACGACGACACGGAGAAAGAGUUUUACUUUGAUAGAAACCCAGCACUCUUCCCCUACGUGUUGAAUUUCUACAACACGGGGCGGCUGCACGUCAUGGCCGAGCUGUGCAUCUUCUCCUUUAGUCAGGAGAUCGAGUACUGGGGCAUCAACGAGUUCUUCAUCGACUCCUGCUGCAGCAGCGCGUACCACUGUAGGAAAAUGGAUCAGGACCGAAAGGACUGGGAAGACCGGAGUGAUGAAGGGAGCACCACUUCAUCGUUCGAUGAGCUGCUGGAGUUCUAUAACGACGCGACCAAGUUUGACAAACAGCCGCUCGGGAGCGCACGGAGGCGCAUCUGGUUAAUGCUGGACAACCCUGGCUACUCCGUGCCAAGCCGCAUCAUCAGCAUCCUCUCCAUCCUGGUGGUACUCGGCUCCAUCGCCACGAUGUGCAUGAACAGCAUGAAUGAGUUCAGCCUGUUGGACAGUGAGGGGCAGCCCACGGAGGAUCCCCGUUUCGAGACCGUGGAGCUCUUUGGCAUCGGCUGGUUCACUUUGGAGCUCGUUGCUCGGUUCGUGGUGGCGCCAGAUCUCAUGCACUUCUUCGAGCACCCAUUAAACGUUAUAGACUUGAUAUCCAUACUUCCAUUUUACUUGACACUCCUGAUUAACCUGGUGGUGGAGAGCAGCCCAGCGCUUGCCAAUCUGGGACGCGUUGCGCAGGUGCUGCGGCUAAUGAGGAUUUUCCGCAUCUUGAAGCUGGCGCGUCACUCCACGGGGCUGCGCUCCUUGGGGGCCACACUCAGGAACAGCUACAAAGAGGUGGGCCUGCUGCUUCUCUACUUGGCUGUCGGCGUUUCCUUUUUCAGCGUCAUGGCAUACACGGUGGAGAAAGAGGACAGCGAGGAUUUCUCCACCAUCCCGGCGUGCUGGUGGUGGGCCACGGUCAGCAUGACCACCGUAGGGUACGGAGACGUGGUGCCAGCGUCCAUUGCGGGCAAGCUGACCGCCUCGGCGUGCAUCCUAGCCGGGAUCUUGGUCGUUGUGCUUCCGAUUACGCUCAUUUUCAAUAAAUUCUCCCUCUUCUACAAGAAGCAGAAGCAGCUGGAGAUCGCAAUGAGAAGCUGCAAUUUUGACGAGGACAUAAAGCAGGUUCCUUCCAUUAACCUGAGAAACUAUUACGCGCACAAAGUCAAAUCCCUGAUGGCGAGCUUGUCAAACAUGAGUCGGAGUUCACCCAGCGAGCAGAGUCUGAAUGAGUCAAUACACUGAAGCACUUUGACGGGAGGACGCGCGUGCACGUGGGUGGGGUGUCCGCGUUCACGCAGCAGCGGCUGCACGAGGAGCUGUCCACGGUGCUGAAAGAAAACCCACUUCCAUCCACCGGUGCAAUAACGUGUUGAUCCAUGUGUCAGUGACGAAAAGAAAGUAUAAGCAAAUGUACAGCACAGCCUAAAUAUAUAAUAUCACACUGUGUGCUGUUAUUGUCCCUUCAAUAAUAGACCAAACGAAACGUGACAGCAUCAGAUUAUAAAAAGCCAGAGAAUGCUGUAGUCAUUUACCAUCCUAGAAGGUGUCACACUGUUGUCCAGCUUUACUUGUAUUCAAAUCUGUCUGAAAGUAACUCCGGAUGUACUGUAUGCUGUUGUUGUUUUUUGAAAGCGUGUCAACAUGUACAGUAAUUGUGGUGUUGCUACAAAAAAAAAACCUCCAGACGUGCAGUUAAAAUUAAAAAGCAAAGUGUAUUAAACAAGAAAAAACACACAUAAUGUUCUUUCCUCGUCAUUGAAUGUGCAGAUCAGAGCAAGGGUCUUAGUGUCAUACCAUGUGAGAUCAUGUGUUUUAAGCCUGAAGGGGUGAAAGGGAUUUGUACCUGUGACUGACGCAGCGACUGAAACAUUUUGACAGGCAUAGUAACAACCAUUCAGAGGUGAGAUCCUGUUUUUUUUUCCCUCAGAUGAUUUUAUUCUCUGGCUGCAUCACCGUUUCAGAAGAGAAAACAAAUGCGUGUUUUUUUAAUCGCCCAAUACACCACACUAAUAAACUGCCGGGUGUUUCACACAUAAUUGACAGUGACAGAUGUGUUUUCAACAACACUGUAGAUGCAUCAAACCUACUGUUUUUUUUACACUUUUUUUGAUGGAAAACAAAACAGACAAACAGACAGAAUUUGAGGCCAGUGGUUACAAGUCUUACAGAGAAAACACAAUGCCCUUGUAUUCGUUCUGUUAUGCCCGACUUAAAUCUGCCACUUUACAAGGGUUUUGUCUGCGGAGAAAAAUGGCAGUGACAGCCUGCAAAGGUCUCCCUUUUCCAUCAAGUCUCAAGGUGUCUGGAUAAAACAUGUUUUUUUUUUGGGUUUUUUUAUUAACUGGGCCUGAGUGAAGUCAGUGCAAACCCUCUCCCUGCUGCUUUUUUCCCCCAGCAGUAAACAGCUUUGUCACAGUAGCAGGAAUUCACCAGAGAGCACUAAUUUAGAGGCAUUGAUUUCACUUUAAAGAAUAAAAGAGCUGUUUGAAACUCUAAACGAUCAGUUAUUUUGUCAUGUCAUAUUUUGGUACAGUUUUUAGAGCAUUUUAUUUUGAAGCCAGCUCAUGAAACAGCUUCUUUCUUCUUGUCACAGUAAUUUUUCGGUACUUGGAGGUCAUUCAUACAUUUAUUCAUCAGUUAAAAGACAAUUUUGAAUUCAUUGUCUCCAGUUUAAUUUGUGAUGACAUGCAGAUGUUUGUACAUAAAUGUAGUCACGGCUAAUUCGUCUGAACAUAAAAACACAGAAUGUGGCCUAUGAGGGGGCUGACAACAAAAUAAAAUCAAAAAGUACUCUGUAAAGACCAAAGUAUACUGAAUAUACUCAUAACAUCAUAUCAAUAUUAGGACACAGUGUCAUAUUCAGGGUUGAAUGAGAGGUGAAUGACUGAGUAGCGGUGAUGUAAUUCAAAUGCACAUCAGCUCUACAUCUGAGGCCAAUUAAAUCACUCUCCUUUUGUUUACUCCUUUAAACCUUUAAAGCCUUUUCCCAGUGGGAGCGAAUCCAAAACACCAAACUAGCAUGCGGGGAAAAUACCAGGAUAACUUCACAGAGGUAACAGGUGACAUUUGAAAAAAAAAAAAAAAAAAAAUUCAACAGA